Molecule: messenger RNA, 2304 nt
Organism: Leptosia nina
Lineage: Eukaryota; Metazoa; Arthropoda; Insecta; Lepidoptera; Pieridae
Source: the annotation of a GenBank genome assembly
AUGUGGCAUUUUUUGGCGCGAAACAAACAGGCCGCGGCCAUGUUGGCGAUUUUGACGGCUGCUGCGUUAGUUGUCAUAUUUUUGGCAACUAAGGGCUCAAGUUAUAAUGUUGUAGAAAGAAUUCACGAGGAGACGAAGGAUCUCAGUGAAAGUGCUGAGAUAUUUUCAACUUUUACCCUCCCAUCCGACGACCACUUCAUGCCGUCUGUUGGCAACGGUCAUAUUGCUACCAACGUCUUCAGCGACACAGUAUACAUGAACGGGGUCUACAAUGGACGAAAGGGGGAAAGUCGUCGCGCGAGAAUUCCGGCCUGGGCAAAUGUCAGGCUCAAUUCGACACUUACACAAACUCCAGUCUACAGUUUGAAUACAAAACACGGAGUUUUCACAGUGACGGUAGACAGAGAGAGGUCGAUAAUAACUCAAAGGAUUUUCGCUCAUAGGUACUACACGAGGGCUAUUGUGAAUCAAAUUCGCGUUGAGCCUAAACGGAGAAUAGAUCCCAACCACAUUCACCACGAGAUCUGGAUUGCUAUUAAGCUUAUGCCAGGCGCAGACAGCAAGGACAUUGAGUUUCCGUCGCCUACACCAGAAUUUAUAAACGGGCGUUCAGUAUGGAGCGCAUGUGGAAAAACUAGGGUCUCUGAGGACCCUGAGUAUCAACCGCUUCCUGUAAACGUCUGUGCAUACUGGACAUCCGUACCCAAUCACUUAGUCGUUCCUCAUCAUCAGCCCAGGGUAUUCACGUUUGUUAUGACAGCGGAUAAGAAUGAAACUGUUGCGAGGCAGGAAUUCAUCAAAGUUUUACAGGAGGAUGGUGAAGAGCUAUAUGAUAAACACGUUGACCAGUGGCAGAAGUUAUACCGAGAAGCCAGCAUGGAAAUAGAUGGAAAUCUUCAAUUGGCAAAAAUUGUGAAUGGCAUCUGGUACUAUUAUUUAAGCUCUCUACCAUCGAUUGAGACUUACCAACCAUCUGAUAAAUACUACGGCCUAAGCCCUACAGGUUUGGCGAGAGGAGGGUCCUUCGAAGACUACGAAGGUCACAACUUCUGGGACACAGAGAUGUGGAUUUAUCCAAACAUUCUUCUCCUCUAUCCGGAUUAUGCCAAGGUGUUACUCCAGUACAGGUUAGAAAAUGCCUAUGUGGCCGCGGAACUGGCUAAAAUAACUGGCAAUAAGGGAUACAGAUUCCCAUGGGAAAGCGCCUUCACUGGAGGAGAAGUGACUCAACCGUGCUGUCCUGAAGUAGCAGAAUUCGAACAGCAUGUGACUGGUUGCAUAUCCUUCGCUGCCAGGCAGUACUUGGCUGUUACCAGGGAUGAAGACUGGCUACAGCACGGAGGAUGUUCUAUUGUGACCAAUAUAGCUGAGUUUUGGGCGUCACGAGCUGUAAUUAACUACACGACAGGCCUUUACGAUAUAUCGAAUGUUAUGGGCCCAGAUGAAGACCACAGCAACGUGACAAAUUCUGUAUUCACGAAUGUCGUCGCCGGAUACUCCUUGUACUUAGCACAAUAUGUAGCGUGCCUUUGCCAAUCUUAUUACGAAGCAAAAGAACCGGAUCGCUGGGCUGAUAUCGCUUGGAGUCUGGCCUUACCCUACGACACAACUUUGGACUACCACCCCCAAUUCGCAGGGUACAAACGAGGUGACGUCAUCAAGCAGGCAGAUGCCGUGCUCCUGGGAUAUCCUUUACAGUAUCCCAUGAACAUAUCGACCAGAGCAAAUGACUUAUUAUACUACGAAUCUGUCACAAGAAACAGCGGACCAGCAAUGACUUGGAGCAUGCAUGCAAUAGGCCAGCUACAGCUCGAAGACAAUUUAAAAGCAGCAACACUUUUCAAUAGAAGCUAUGAGGCAUAUGUCCGGGAGCCUUUUAAAAUAUGGAGUGAACUACGAAGACCAGAUGUAGGCGCCGUCAACUUCUUUACUGGAAUGGGGGGGUUCCUACAAGCAUUGUUAUUUGGAUACGCGGGAAUAAGUGUACAUUUGGACAAAAUGGUUAUUGCAAAACCGCAGCUUCCACCCGAGGCGACCAAGUUCAAAAUAAGAGGUAUCAAAUAUUUAGGAGCGCACCUGACCUUAGAGAUGCAAGUAGCUGGAACGACGUUGAGUGUCACAUCACUGGACGAUCAGUGGCCCCUCACCAUGUUCAACGGAAAAUAUAAUAUUACUCUUGUACCAGGACUUACCGUGACCCUUGUCGGACCGGGACCAUUCACUAUACAUUCAGUGCAUUGGAAAGAUUGUAAACUACCAGCAGACGUAAUUGGCCAAAAUUAUUUAAGACCUAUUGGUUCGUGA